UGACGUCAUUUUUACGCGACUGUCGUCGCCGGUGUACCUACAUGUGAAGAAUGAGGAAGGUCUUUUACGUGAUCAUUCGGUAAGUGGUGAGAUGUUGACGCAGGCUGCUGGAGUUUGACAACGCUCAUCUCAGUCCUCAUCUACUUGUGGCUCCUGCCACCAAAUCUGUCAAAACCAAUGAUGAGCCGCCUGCUGAGCAGGUAUGUCCGCCUUGUCUGUAGGAUGUCCUCCCAGGCUCCGGCUGCUGCCUUUCUUCCACCUGUGUCCUCUCUGUCUGGGCCUGCCAAGUUGCAGAGGGCUCAGAUCUCGCAAGGGGCCACGGUGAGACGGAUGUGUGAGAGGAUGGCUUCCAGGAAGCACAACAUUCCAGAAUUGCCCUUACGCACCAAGCUGGAUGAACUAGUGCAAAAGUCAACAUCACCGGAGGACGUUCUUCUCGCAUGGGCACAGCAUGGAGGAAAUGGCAACACGGCUGCUUGUGCCUUAAAGAAGUGGGCACAGUUGGUGCAGAAGACAAAGGGCGAAACUGAAAAAAGGCUAGCUCUGAGGACGGAUGCAAGGCUGCAGGACAUGAUGGACACCGUGUCUCAGCAGGUGUUUUCAGUAUGGAAUGGAAGUCUCGUGUCUCUGUUGCUAGCUCUGUGGACGAUUAAUGUCCCCAUGUGUGCUUCACUUCUUAAUUCUGUCGAGACAGAAGUCUUGUGGCGAAUCAGAAGACUAAGCUUCAAUCAGUUGGUCUCCGUGGUGUCCUGGGGGGCAGGUCGGCCACACCAGCAGGAUCUGAAAUUAGUGAAUGCGGCAUUAAAACAACUGGAAUUACGAUGGACUGAAAUCUCUAAUGCUAAAUCUGUCACCUUACUAAUGUGCAAAGGACAGUCCAUGUCAGCUGCACUGAUGGACAGAUUAGAAGACAAGGCUUUGGAGCUUUCAGAGAGCUUUACAGCAGAGGAGAUCCGUCGUGUGUGCGUUUGUUUCGCUACUCAGAACCGCAGAUCUGUUCCUCUUCUCAGAGCAUUUUCCUACCAUCUUCUUCAAAAGCCUUCAUCAGAGUUCACCGCUCCACUGAUAAUUGACAUGGCCUAUGUCUACGGGAAAUUGAGUUUUCACCAGACUUUGGUUUUCCAGCGUUUGGCCUCAGAGUUGUUGCCCAGAGUGAAGGACCUGAACUCGGCUGAUGUCACACGUUGUGCUAAGUCUUUGGGGUUCCUCAAAUGGCUUCACCUUCCACUUUUUGAAGCGUUUAUCGAGCACUACCUUGCAAAUAGUGACGCGUACACUGUUUCCCAGCUCUGUAAUCUACUGUUGACUUUGGCCAGACUGAACUUCCAGCCAAGUACAGGAGAAGAGUUUUAUAACAAGGUUCACUUCGUGCUGAAGGAUGCACUCUCCAGCCUGGAGCCUUUCCUACGGACAGAUACGGUGUGGUCUUUAUGUGUGCUACAGCAAGCCAAACCACAGUACCUUAUCCCCCUCGUACAACAGGAACAUGCUACCAAACUGUCAGAAGGCAGUCCAGCUCAAGGGGAGCGCUAUCGGCAAAAGCUCCUCCAUAUCGCCGCUACUCUUCAUUUGGAACAUCCAGGCUCUGCUGGGACAACAGCAUUUCCACUGUCCUUAGAUGCCCUACCUGCUCCGGGCGGCAGCUCCACCCUCUCCCCCUUGCAGAGCAGUCUAAGGGAAUCAUUACACCAGUUUGUGGGUGAGAACAGCAAGGCCCUUCGCACUGGGGUUGACACCCUGUACGGAUGGACUAUUGAUGGUGAAAUGAUUUUAGACAGGGACAAUAAGCCAGUUGACAUUACGAUGAUGACCGCCCCUCAUCUACCUGGCGGAGGAGGAAACCGGGCUUUACCCGCAGAAGCACGACGGCUUGCAUUCUUGGCUCUUGAAUAUCCAAAUUAUGUUUUAAAGAGUAAAGAUCUUCUGGGACGGUUUGUUAUGAUGAAGCGGCAUCUCCAGUUGGCAGGCUUCAUCACAGUGGAGGUGCCGUAUUAUGAGUGGCAGGAGCUGAAUACAGACUGGCAGAAGCUGGCAUACCUGAAGGAUAAGAUGGGGAAGGCUGUGGCUGAGGACAUGGCCAAGUGAAGUGGGCACUAGAGCUUUCUCAACCAAAUGGUUCCAAAGGAAAUUCACAUAAACACCUCCUGUGUGUCAGUGCUGCAGAAAAGCUCUUACGUUGUUGGGAGGGAGAGACAAAAAAAAAAAAAAUCAUAUUUUCACUCUAGUUCCCAUGACAACAUAAGGGCUUUCCCUGUUUCUAUGGUGAUGAUGAGCGAGAGUUUUGGAGCUGGCAACAGAAAUAAAACAGUUAAUCCUACAGUAGGAAAAAACAAAAGAUCACCUGAGUUGUUGCACGCGUUACUGACACAGAAACACUGGAGCCCUGUGAAGAAUUAAAUUUAAAUAUGAAAAUAAAUGUUCAUGGAGUCAUCUUGUGAUAGAAUAAACUGAUCUGCUGGCUCA
Thalassophryne amazonica is the source of this 2463-nucleotide messenger RNA. RefSeq names its product transforming growth factor beta regulator 4 (gene fastkd4). The coding region runs from base 178 to 2085 and encodes 635 amino acids. Gene Ontology annotation, molecular function: RNA binding. Gene Ontology annotation, cellular component: mitochondrial matrix; ribonucleoprotein granule. Gene Ontology annotation, biological process: mitochondrial RNA processing; regulation of mitochondrial mRNA stability. Lineage: Eukaryota; Metazoa; Chordata; Actinopteri; Batrachoidiformes; Batrachoididae. The record is from RefSeq and is a predicted model, not a curated record. The transcript has 12 exons.